Corapipo altera (White-ruffed manakin) is the source of this 2981-nucleotide messenger RNA. It is a transcript of the gene CCDC126, whose product is annotated as coiled-coil domain containing 126. The record is from RefSeq and is a predicted model, not a curated record. NCBI's taxonomy places the organism in Eukaryota, Metazoa, Chordata, Aves, Passeriformes, Pipridae. The transcript has 4 exons. Bases 1145 to 1564 code for a protein of 139 amino acids.
GCUUUAAAGUCUGAGUGCAGAGCCAUGGAUUUGGCAAAGAACUAGGGAAAAGUGCGUGUUUAGGGACGAUCUGUUUCAGGAAAUCUUAAACCACACAAUUUCAAAUAUUCAUGCUGUAGAAUGUAAGUUUUUAUUGUUUGCUCUCUUAUUUUUUUGUACUUAAGAUAAAUUUGUCUCUUAAAACAGUUUUUUGGGGGAUAAGCACGUUCCUUGAACAAAGUACAUCCCACUGAAUUUCCAGUGGGAAUUCAAAUUAUUGUUUGUUGGCUGUCUGUCCAUGUGCGUGGUCGUAUCCCACAGUGGAGGUGAAGUAAACUGUUCCUCAUUCAGUGAUUCGUGAUUGCCACUCGCACUAGUGCACCCAAAAAGUAAAAGUAAGGCUUUAUAUAAUGACAUUUACUAUAGGGCAUUUUACACACAGGAACUUGUUACUUUACAGCAGUUUUGGUGUCCAAGUCCUAAUGUUGCCCCUGCCUUGGGUUAAUCAUUUUCAGAAUGUUGAUUUUAGAGCGCUUCAAAAAUUUGCCACUUGAAUCAGGCACGUGUGCCUACCGGUUGAGAGGAUUAUCUGAAUAGUGAAUGUGAAGGGUAAGCGACAAGCCCUGCUGGCAGUGGCACUUGUGUUUGCAGUAGGCUGUGGUAUGUUGGCAUAAGGGUGCUUGAACGAGUCAGUGGAGGCAAUGAAAAAAUGCUGUGGAGGCGGAGUUGUUUAGAGGAGAGCUUAGCAGCAUGAGAAAUUCGGUCUCAAUAUUCUGAUAAAAACAGAGACCUACGUACCACUGUAGAAAGUCUGGUGAGGAACUCUAUUAAAUGUGUAAGUUCAGUCUAAAAAGUGCUCAUGUCAGAGCUCCCUGAAGAUGUGUGGCUCAUACUGCUUCAAACUGUCUGGACAUUUGUUGUUUAACUGCUGAAGCUUUCCUACCACUUGUUUCUUUCUUGAAGCCUUAAUCUAUCGAGGGAUCAGAAUUGGCUGCUAUGGAAUCAAGACCAACUAAAACAUGAGAAGAUGUAUUCAAGAUGAUCCAACCAGAAGAUUUUUCACUUCAUAGAAAUCUUAUUUUUGUUUAAUAUGUAAUAUAAUUUCACAAAGCCAAAUUCAGUUGCUUUUCUUGAAAUUAAGACACGCCUGUGGCCUUCAUCAGAAAUGUUUCUAACAUUUUCAAGAAAAAAUAUGUCCCAGAAACUGAGUAUGUUUUUACUAGUUUUUGGAAUCAUCUGGGGUUUGAUGUUGCUACGCUACACUUUUCAGUAUCCAAGACGCCAAAGCAGUGCUGAGUUGCGUGGACAGAUAUUAGAUCUCAGUAGAAGAUAUGUCAAAGCACUGGCAGAAGAAAAUAAAAACUUAAUGAAUGGUGGCGGUGGAGCAUCUAUGGCAGGAUAUGCUGAUCUUAAGAGAACAAUUGCUGUUCUUCUGGAUGACAUCUUACAACGCCUGGUGAAACUGGAAAACAAGGUUGAUUACAUUGUUGUGAAUGGCUCAGCAACAAAUACCACUAAUGGAACUAGCCAUCAGGCACCAGUAACUUCAAACAAACGUGUAAAACCAGCCAGCAACAUUAGAUAGCAAACAGGGCUGCUUUGUGUUGCUACAUCUGUGAUGGGUAAUAUUUAAGAUCAGCUUUUUAUCUCUGGCUAAGGCAAAGCAGUAGUUGACUCUAAAAGAAGCAUAAACUAUUCUGUUAUACUAUGUGCUGGAUCUGUGUAGGCCUAACAUAUGUGCUUAGGUUCUCAAAGCAUUAUUUCAUUGCCUUUGAGCAGUACUUCUGAAGUGAUCUUUGUUGUCUUUAAAGAUAUUUUGAUAUCAUGAUUUGAUGUAGUAUGCCAUUGGAUAAUAAAACUUUGUGGAAAGCAGUGGGGAACUUAUAGGUAGGUUUAUAAAUAUAUUUAUUUAAGUAUGAAUAUAACAUAUUUUUUGGAUAGGUGAGAAGCAUUGUAGCUUAUUAAUUUUUUGUGAUCUACAUUUAAGCCAAGGUAACUGAGGAAAAUGCGUCGUUAAGCAGAUGUUAGAAAAUGUAUAUACUUAAAAUAUUUUGUUACUUAACUACUAAACAAUAUUAAAUUGAGGACAACAUUGGUGGUAAUAUUUUAAAAUUGUGACCCAAAGAAUGUCUUUAUUUGCACUAUCUGUCAGAAUAGUUAAAGAGAAUUUACUGUAUAUUUAAGAAAAUUAAUUAUAAUAGGAAAAUAUUCUAGGUAGUAACACUGUCCAGGUUUAUCUUUGUGCCAGAGUUAAGGCAAUUAGAUUAUCAAAAGCAAAUCAUAAUCUGUGAUAUCUUAGAUGAUUGUUUCUUACAAAGAUAUUUAAGUGUAUGUAUUUUGUAAUUGCAGAUGAAAUUAUUUAAGUGACCGAAAUAAGUUUUGGAUAUGCAAAUACGGUUUAUUUUUAUUCAUUGCUGUUUGUUUUAACAAUUUAAUACCUUGCAAUUUGUGAUGAGUAUAGCACAUGAUCUCUCUGAAUUGCUUUCUUGAUCAGAAGGAAAAUCAGUGAAGGGAAACAAGGCAUCUCUGCAUUUAACAGAGUUAUAUAUACUAAGGGUGUCCAGUCAUGGAGUAUUUGAGAGGUAAGGUAGUAUUUGCCUUAUGUCUAAGUUAGUCUUACAACAAAGUGAAAUGCAUUCAGCAUGGAUGCACUGUAUUUCAAAAUGUUCCUGAAGUCAUAUUUAAGUGCCACUGAACCUGUUUUUUAAAUCAUAGUGAAUGUUUGGUGGGGACAGAGGAUAUGUUCAGGGACUUUUGCCAAAAGUGUCCUGUGAGUGGGGUUUUGGGGGUGGGUAAAACCAGAGGUGCUGGAUGAUACACCAUCCAGAGUUAUGUGUUUUUUCUUUUCUUCUGUUUCCCUGCUGAUAUUCUUGAUGGUUAUAAAAGAAAAUACACUUGCAACCUUCAUUAGUAUCCAGAGGAUUUUUUUUGGUCACAAUGUGUGUAAACAUGUACUCACUUCAAUGCAGAAAGAGAAAUAAAUUUUUAAUUGUACUUGUAAA